AUGGCGUCAAAACAAGGAAUAUCACAAAAAGCGAUCAGCAAAGAUUUCCUCACGUGUAAAAUCUGUUUCAAUAUUUAUGAGCAGCCGAAAAUUCUGCCUUGUGUUCACACGUAUUGCUCCCAUUGUUUAGAGAAACUGUUCGAGACAUCUGAUGAACCUGGUUCAAUAUUGUGUCCAGAAUGCAGAGAUUCUGUCACACUUUCACAUAAAACUGUUUCUGAUCUAAAAACUAAUUUCUUAAUCAACAGUCUCAUCGAGGUUCUGAAAGUGAAGACCAACAAAGACGUGAAAUGUACGACAUGUACACUUCGUGGUAAUACUUCACCUGCCAAAUGUCGCUGUCUGGAUUGUGGAGACUACCUAUGUCCAAGAUGUUCUGAUGGACACAAUGCCUCCUCCACGACUUGGAAUCACAAGAAGGUUCUCUUGAAAGACAUAAGAAAAGGAUCAUAUGACAAAGAACUCAGAAAUCUGCUCAGAUUAACCUGCUCACAACACAAGGACAAGGAAAUAGAGUAUUUCUGCGGCACGUGCCACACGCCAAUAUGUCUAGCGUGUGUUUUUCUUGAACAUCGGGAGCACAUCUGUUUAACAGCUUCUGAAGCGGUUGUAGCCCAAAAGGACCGACUUGUUAAUUAUGCGGCAAAAGUUAAUGAAAAAUUGCAGCACCUAGAAAACGAAAAGAAAGUGGUUUGUGAAAACUUUGCACGAGUCAAUAAGCAUCAAACUGAAGCAAAUACAAAAAUAGAAAAGCAAAUAGAAGGGAUAAUCGCUCAAAUAGAACAGCACCGACAACAGGCAUUACAGUUGGUAGAGGACAGGAUAGACGAAACGUUGAAGCAGUGUUCUUCACAGGUGGAACAGGCAUAUUUAAAAAUAACUUUAGCAAAAGGAUGCCUGGAGUUUUGUGAGACGAUGAUAGAACAUGGCAAAGACGAAGAUGUGCUCUACCUUGAAGAGACGAUCACCAAGCGACUCCAGCAGCUUGAGGAGCUGCCCACUGUGGAUUUAAAGCCGAUUGCUAGAGAAGUCUUCCCAGACAUCAACAAUCAACAUACAAGACUUAGAAAGUUUACCGAUUGCGCAAACGGGAUUUUGCUAGAACGAUUCACAGUCUCCAUCUGCAAGCCUCUAGCAAAUCUGAGCGUUGAUAAAAGUGGAUAUCUUGUUACCUGUGAAUGGGGAGAUAACUGUAUACGCGUUCGAGAUCUUCAUGGUACGAAACUUACGAGCUGUCAAGUACCUCCAACUUGGAAACCAUUCGCAGCUCAUGAAGACAGAAAUGGUUUUAUCUAUGUUGUUAAUAAUUCUCAACACGCAGUAUCUGUGUUUGACCAGGACGGUACCGAUAUACUACACCACGCAACAAUACCAGAUGGUUUACAGAAACCACUAAAUCUUGCAUUCGACGAUGAAGGUUUGAUGUACUUGGUCAACAUAUUCGGGUACAUUAAUGUCUAUAAAGUUAGCGUGGAAAGGUUGACAGUGAAUGCAUCCAGGGAGUUGGGUUCUACUGCAUGGUACCAGUGA
Messenger RNA from Gigantopelta aegis, 1530 nucleotides. Its product is annotated as E3 ubiquitin-protein ligase TRIM56-like. Gene Ontology annotation, biological process: positive regulation of DNA-templated transcription. Lineage: Eukaryota; Metazoa; Mollusca; Gastropoda; Neomphalida; Peltospiridae. Gene Ontology annotation, molecular function: zinc ion binding; ubiquitin-protein transferase activity. The transcript is spliced from 2 exons. Gene Ontology annotation, cellular component: chromatin; nucleoplasm. The record is from RefSeq and is a predicted model, not a curated record. Bases 1 to 1530 code for a protein of 509 amino acids.